GACGUUAACUUGACCUCAUUUCUUUAGGGGGGUCGAACAGUGACGAGACAGAUGGAUCCGCAAGCAUGCUUAGGUAACUAUGGCUCGCGGGAGAUCCGAAAAAAUGGCAUCGACGCGACGCAAGCUUCCUUCUCGGUAUUUUCAAUCAUUUCCUCGAUGCUGAUGCCAGAACUAGCGUGGUUCGUUCAUAGUCUCCCCCUGAAAAGAGACCAAGGUCAGAGCUGCCUCCCUUGUUGAUAGUCAAACAUGAUGGCGGAUGGGGCCUCGGCUAGUGGGCUACGUGACGAGAGGAAUGUGUGCCAAUUGUGUGGCGCCCUCGAGAACCUUUCAUUAUGUGGGGGUUGCCGCGAGAUAUGGUACUGCUGCAAGGAUCACCAGCGCGCGCACUGGAAGGAACAUAAAAGAAAGUGCAAACAGAAACAGCACAAGACUGACGUCUGUAGAACCGAGCAAGUGACCACUGGUACCAGUUAUACUUCUCUUGGGACACCGACUUUACCUUCUGGGGUAUUGAGCGACAGUAGGGACUUUGCUGCAGCGGGGGUGAGCAGUAGCCAAGAAACGGUUUUGUUAGUUGGCGAGGAAUAUGCGGCUUCUGUCAGCGCCGGUGAAAAUGAGAACUUCAACGAAGAAAAACAACACGUUUCAGAUUGCGGCAAACUGUCGGAGGUAGCUUUAGGGACCCAGGAAAAGUCAGCAAAGCAUACAGAUGAAAUAAACAAGAAAGAUCGGCUUCCAACCAUCACAGAGGAAGGUGAACGCUACUUUCUUGACGUUCCAUUUGCCAAAACUGUGAAGUCUAAAAGACAUACUAACCGGCUUCGACAAAGUGCCGACGCGAUGUCUCCUAAAGGCACCACUGUUGACACCAAGCUCACCUAUUUAGACAUUCUCAAAUCUCGCUUCAGUGUCAUUGCGGAGUAUGUUGUAAAGUGCCUGCAGACUUAUGGCAUUUGUGUGAUUGACGGUUUCUUGGGGGAGGCGACCGGUACAGAAAUCUUCAAAGAGGUGAAACAGUUGCAGGACCUUGGUGUUUUCCGAAAAGGACAGCUUGUGCACACAGCAUCUGCAUCGUCAGAUGCAAUCAGGGGAGACAUUAUCACAUGGGUGGAUGGUCGUGGGCAAUCGAGUGAAAACAUUCAGUUUUUGGUAUCGUGCAUGGAUGCAGUUGUUAAAAAUUGUUCAUGCCUCAUGGAGGGUUACACAAUCAAUGAACGAACAAAGGCCAUGGUAGCUUGCUACCCACGAAACUCCACGGGAUAUGUAAGACAUAUAGACAAUCCUAAUGGCGAUGGCAGAUGCAUCACCUGCAUUUAUUACCUCAACCAGAACUGGAACGGACGUCAAGAUGGUGGUCUUCUGCGGAUUUUUCCUGAGGGCAAAGACAGGGUGGCCAAUGUAGAACCCAACUUUGACAGGCUUCUGUUUUUUUGGUCUGACAGACGAAAUCCACAUGAAGUAUUGCCUUCAACACGGGACAGGUAUGCCAUAACAGUUUGGUACUAUGAAGCAGAAGAGCGUGCAAGAGCUCUCAAACAGUACAGAGGUGAGGUGUCUAGUCACCCAAAGAAAGAAGCAGUGCCUCUAUUUAAUGUCUCACAAAAUGAAGAGAGAGACUCCUAAGUGCUUGCAUUCUGUGUUUCAAGACAUUACUGCUUCUGAAAAUGUAAUGAUGGAAGCAUCAGGGCUGGUACCGUGAUUGUUUUAUCAUAUUUCCAUAUUGCCUCCUCCCCCACCAAUGUUUGCUGUCAUGUCUGAUGUCUGUCCCUUUUUAUCUACAAUUCAGGGAAUCUUAUGGACAUUUCAUUUUAUUGAUUCAUCAGCAAUAUGAUUUUUAAAAAUUCCUAUCACAUUUCUGUAACACUUCAAGGCAGAUUUUCUUUGUAGCUUUUAAACAUUGGAUAAUGGACAGAUUACUGUCCACUCCUCAUAAAAUAAACUUUGUCCAUCUUACCCAGUAAAGCAGGUACUCCUUUUAGCCUUUGUUUUGCAUCUUUCAGAACAGCAAUAUGCUUGUUCUGGCUGUUGUAGUAGUCACUCCUGUGUCAGUUUUCUGAUCAGUUUUGUAUUGGCUUUGUUUUGCCAAAUGUGCUGGAGGUGACAAUUUAGAAUAUAUUUUAACAUAACACUGGAAGAGUUUCGCUUCCUCAGAUGUGAUGACAACCUCUUACUGCACUGGUGACAGGAUAAUUUUGAAGUUGCAUGCAUGAAGCAUGUUUUGAAGAUGUUAAGUUAUUGCAGUUCGCAAACUGUGUUGAGGACAGGAAAAUGUUUGUCUGGUGCAUCAUUUCUUUCCUGAAUGCAGCCAUAUUAAGUCUGUGCUUAUCAGUCAGACAUUAUGAACAUGAAAUAGGAUUGAGUCUUUACAGAUAUUCAGAAGCCCAGUAGCCAUAACAGUCAUCAUAUUAGUUUUUGGGUUUUUUUUUGGAUUAAAGUUGAUGUUUAAUUAGACAGAUGGAUACCAAGUUUAUACAUUCUUGGAUAUUGCCAAUCUUGUGUAUGUUUAAAAUGAAACAACUUUAUGAAUAAUUUUGGAAUUCUUGUAGUGUUGACAUCCAAUCAAAGAGGGAAGCUUUUUAAGCAUUGGAGAAUUAGAUAAAAAUGCUAGCAUGCAUAUUUGCCAUUGGCAUAGCUCAGUUGGAGUUGUUAAAGAAUUUAAUUGGUAGUGUGAAUUGUAGUUUAUUGAUUGCUUAUGCUGAGAAGUUGAAAUGAGAAAUGAAAUAUUAAUUUUUUUCCCAAAUAGCAGAUAUCUAGAUUGUGGUGAGAGUGUAACACAUAUCCUGUACAGAUGGAUCUUUUCAUGAAUUUGACUGACUAAAGCCUUGACCUCUUUGUUAGAGUGUCAUGGGUAAGAGGAGUGUCAGUCAUGCAUUCCACUGUGAUCUGCUACAGAUAUACAUAGCAUUUAAAUGGCGGAAAGACUGCUCAGUAAAAUCAACAAUCUUUGCAUGAGCUGCUUGAUGUAGAGCUAUAAUGUACAAUUAGUAUUCUUACUGUUUUGUUGUUAGUAAGCCCCGUUUUACCAUUAGAUGAACUAGGCUGUUAAAGAAAAAUGUCAUUUGGUCAAGCAUAUGUACAUACAUCUGCAACUUUUUUUACCAACAAAUAUUGAAAUAAUGAUGCAUUUAGCUUUAGCUAUAUUCUCUCAAAUGAGAACCUAAAGGGUUACAUAAUACCAUUGAGGAUUGUUGCGCUUUGAUUUGCGAAACACAUGCGGCAGUGGAAGGCUUUCUAAGCCUUAAAUGAAUACCAAAUAAGUUCUAAUUCUCCUUGUCAAAAUUUAAUUAAUAUAUAUACCAUGCCAAAUCAGUGUUGCUCAGAAUUUUAGUGACCUGCCAAUUUCUGUAGCCAGUUGAGAAUAAAGUUUCUGAAAGUGGAAAUUAAAACUUAUCUGACAUCAGAAAUCUGUAAGAAAGAUUGGGCUGACCACUAUGUCCAUUGAGCAUGACUUGGCAGCUUCAUUAGAAUAACUCUCUUUACACAGCAAAAAGUGAAGGUGAGAUUUGAAUCUGAUGACCAGAACUUACAAAUGAAUUGUUAAAUAUGUUAUAAUUGCUUUACAGUAUGGAAUGGAUAUGGAGAGGAACAUAGGUCAGGGUGCAGUAUUUGUCUUUCACUAGGGCACAACGUAGCCUAGAAUCAGCCCUGGUCCUUGUGACAUCUGUAUAUGUGGGGUUAGAAAUUGAAUAUUGUAAAUGUGUAAGUCCAGUGUAUAUUAGAUCAUUUAGAUUUUUAUAUCGGUAAUGUUGGAUUUUGCUUUUUUUUUAGGGUUUAGCUGUUUCCACUUGAAUGGCAUUAAUAUUGUAAUGAAAUGGGUGAGUAAAAAUGCCCUUAUUUUUUUAUUACCUUGAAUUUAGCUUUUACAUUGAAAACAUUUUACAUACAUGGAUGCAGUACUAAAUAGCAAUUUAAUAGUAGAUGGCAGUACUGCUGAUUUGGGGUUCUUAAUUGAGAUAAGAAGUAGAAUUUUUUUUUUAAAGACCGGAUGAAAGAAUUGAGGUAUGCUAGAAGCCCAUUAAUGCUGUGUACACUGUUGGUCAAACUUUGCCUUGUGGCUUAAAGUUCACUUAAGGUGGCAGAAUCUGCUUGUAAGAUGUGGACCCUGGAUACUUUAUAUUCUGCAUGCCAAGGAAGCACAGUGAAUGCUGACCCACUGACAUAACAGGUUGUGUACUCAGGCAUACCUUUCUGCAUUCCUUGUGCAUUCUUUUUGUGCCAAGAAGCUUAAAGAUAAAAAAAAAACAAAACCCACUUUCCUUGUUUGCAUUUAAAUGGCAGAGGUCUUAGCAGUCUUUUCCCACUCACAAUCCUGUUAAAAUCUAAGGACAAAUGAAUAUUAAAAAACAGUUGAAAUUUACUGAAAAUCAGCUUAGAAAAAGGAUGAGUUUAUGCCUUGUUAACAUUUUGGCUAAACUGGCGAUGCAUCUUAAAAAUUACAUUGAUCACAAUGUGCUCAUAACAUCAUUGUGGAGUAGUCACAAGUAACUUUAGCUGUCUGUUCCCUUUAAAUAGCAGAAUACUUGUUGUGGGCUGUCCUGUCAAGAUUCUCCUGUUAUAGCAUGAUGAGCUUGAUCUCGUGGAUCACUUUCAAUGGAUGGAAAUAAGUCUGCUUAUUUGGAGUGCAUGUUUCAUUACUUCGCUAUGUUUCGUAGCACCAGAAAAUUCCAAAUAUUUGUUGGACAAAAGCGAUUAACAAAUUGCUAGCAUAUCUUGACACAUUGGUUCACUUUUAUCUGUAAUUUCAGUAGAACUAGCUCAGUUGUAGAAAUGAAGUUCAUGUUCUCCCUUUGUGUGUACUUGUCCAUCGUCAAAGCUUCUGUGAUUUUCAUAUGAUAAACUGUUUCUGUAUUUAGCUAAAUUUGAAUGUGUGAGAUGAGGAUAACCAAAUAUGCUCAAGUGGGAAUAUGCAUGUGUCAGAAAGAGGUGAUUUGCUGGAUAAAUGGGACACGAACAAGAUUGAUUUGAGUAAAGAAAUAUUCAUAAAGCAGUUCUAAAAUGAACUUUAAAACCCAAAAGGUGCUAAAAGGGACAAAUGGUUUCCAGAAUGUGCUACUGGAAGUAAAGGGACAGAAAAUUAUGUGUGAAAAUUCUUGCAAAUCAACGCAAAGUAUAAUGUUUUUGAUGGGUGUGCAUUCUCUUAAGUCGGCCAAUUUAAUAAAUUAUGUUCUCUUGUCUCUUCUGUGCAACUAGCACAAUUUCAUGAAUAAAAUGCAUCAAGACCAGCUAUGAAGAACAUGUUCAUGUUCAUAUUCGAUUUAUUUUGGUUGCAGUUGUCGUUUAGUGAUUUGCUGAUUGCAUCGCUGUCACCUUACAUGGGUGAUGCUGUAACCAUGCUGUUUUCUGCAUAUUUUUUUCAAUCAAUAUCACUAAAGAACAGCUUAUCAACUGUUAUUGAAUAGAGACAUUUGAAAUGUAGAAUUGUGAAGUUUUCUUACUGUAGAUAUUUUUAAUGGCAUCAGAGUUAAUUUUUGUCUGCAGCUGAAUAGUUUUUCAGUAUUACAUAUGUAUAACUAUGUAAGGGGAAGUGGUCAAUAAAUAUUUCACUGAAGACAUGCUUGAUUUAGUGACAUGUUUAGCAGUAAGAAUACUUCAGUAAUUAUUUGGUAACAAGAUGUUUCUGAGCUUGUUUCCAAAGUACUAAAACGUGAUUUUGCAAAUUGCUGUCAAACUAUAUACAUAUAUUUUUCUAAAUCUUGUAAUUUUAAAUUGCUUUGAGAAUUUAAUUUCAUUAGUGUCACAAAAAAAAAAAAAAUGUAUGUCCUUAUGCAGUCAUGUAUUUUAUUUUCUUGAAAUAAGACUUUGGCAUUCUGUAUGUGCUUUAAAACCAGAACACGUUUGACUUCAGUUCAAGUAACUGCCAGUGAAUCCAUUGUCAAGUUGAUAACAGUUGCACUUUAAAUAGAACAUACAAUGUGACAAUUAUCAGAUAACAACUGGGAAGGUUAUGCAAGCUGUCAGUAGCGUGUACCCACAUUUCUGAGCGGCAUUCCAAAUCUAGGUCAGGUUUAAACCUGAAGGGCUUGUGGGUGGAAGAGGUGGUUCUAUAAUGUAAAGUUGCAUAUAGUAACCUAGAGCUAGUUGGACAAGUUAAAGUACAUUGUAAUUGCAGGAACCAUUACAUUUACCUCUUGGAAGGAGUGAGUUUUUCUGACAAAUUUGCUGCUUUCUUGCACAUUCUGGUAUUUUUGCCAUUGAGGACCUGUGUAUUUUGCAGACACAUGUUUAGGAUAGAUCAAGCUAACUUUAAAGUGUUAUUUUCUCAGUCUCACACACCGCAUAAACUGACUUUUGCAAAUGUUCUCAGUCUUCCUGACAUAAGUGUACAUUUUUAUUAUUUAUUCAGAAUUAAACUUCAAGAUUGCUAGUCAUGUCUUCAGGAUGUGAUGGAGAAUAUGUUGAAGGUUCUUAUUUUUUUAAUGUUCCUUUUUAAUGUGAAGAAUCCCAGUGACUGGCAUGGAAUAAAUAUGUUGGUAUUGUUUUAUGUUAAAAAUGAGUUUGUUUUGUACAGUACAAUUUGCAAGGGUAAAUGAUAAGAGAGAGAGAGGUCAUUUUAUUGCAUUUGUGAUGCUGACAUAAUGAAAAAUAAAAUGCACAUGCAUCAUCUGGACAGACAUUGAAAUGACUCGUAAAUAAAGAAGACAAACGCAAAGCAAUUUUGAAUAGGACGGUUGUAACAACUGUUUUGUGUACAUCUGCUUCUACUCCACUAAGAAUUUGUUGCAUUUUAAGGUGACCAAAAGCCAUGUAAAGGUGGAGUAGUUUUCUUUAUAGCGAGUACUGCCUGCCCUCAACGCAAAUCCUUGAUUUAAUGCAGACUGUUCACAAUGUUAAUACACUAUUUUCCAAGAAAAGAAUAAAAUUGUUUUUGUCA
Pomacea canaliculata is the source of this 6871-nucleotide messenger RNA. Its product is annotated as egl nine homolog 1-like. Bases 247 to 1623 code for a protein of 458 amino acids. The record is from RefSeq and is a predicted model, not a curated record. Lineage: Eukaryota; Metazoa; Mollusca; Gastropoda; Architaenioglossa; Ampullariidae. Gene Ontology annotation, molecular function: peptidyl-proline 4-dioxygenase activity; ferrous iron binding; L-ascorbic acid binding. Gene Ontology annotation, cellular component: cytoplasm; nucleus. Gene Ontology annotation, biological process: cellular response to hypoxia; peptidyl-proline hydroxylation to 4-hydroxy-L-proline. The transcript is spliced from 5 exons.